GAUAGUCAGGUGGAACAAAUCCAGCAUCCAUCUAUGGGAGGCAUUUAUUCCCCCAGGAAAUUUGGAAGCUGCUUAUUAUAAAGAGCUGAAAACAAGGUCUGGUACAACAGGUUAUGGACAUGCUGCCCCAGGGACAGAUGCCGGGAAAGCCUUUUGUAUGUUCUAUGCUGUCCUGGGGAUCCCACUGACACUGGUCAUGUUCCAGAGCCUGGGUGAGCGCAUGAACACCUUUGUCAAGUACCUCCUGAAACGGAUCAAAAAAUGCUGCGGGAUGAGGAGCACUGAUGUCUCCAUGGAAAACAUGGUCACUGUGGGUUUCUUCUCCUGCAUGGGAACCCUCUGCAUUGGAGCAGCAGCUUUUUCCCAGUAUGAGGAGUGGAGCUUUUUCCAUGCUUACUAUUACUGCUUUAUAACAUUGACUACGAUAGGAUUUGGCGACUAUGUGGCCCUGCAGACCAAAGGGGCCCUCCAAAAGAAGCCACUCUAUGUGGCUUUUAGCUUUAUGUACAUUCUAGUGGGGUUGACAGUCAUUGGGGCAUUUCUAAAUCUGGUUGUUCUCAGGUUCUUAACCAUGAACAGUGAGGACGAGAGACGGGAUGCCGAGGAGCGGGCAUCCCUGGCAGGGAACCGCAACAGCAUGAUUAUCCACAUCCAAGAGGACAGCCAGCAUGUUCGGCCACGGUACAAGGCCGAAGUAACAGACCUUCAGUCGGUUUGUUCCUGCAUGUGUUACAGGUCCCAUGAGUACACCAGCCGGAUGGUGUCGCACCAAAAUUCGUUCAGCUCCAAGCUGAAUCCUCAGUACUUUCACUCCAUCUCUUACAAGAUAGAAGAGAUCUCACCAAGCACAUUGAAAAACAGCCUUUUCCCAUCUCCUGUUAGCUCCAUCUCACCUGGGUUGCACAGCUUUACAGAUAACCACAGGCUGAUGAAAAGGCGAAAGUCCAUUUAAAGUGAUUUGUCUUCUUUUGCUUUACUUGUUUCCCCCAAUUACCUUUUUUGUUUCUUGAGUGAGACGGAGCGAGGCCAAAGGGAAUAGAAAAAGCCAGUCCUCCUCUGAGACUCAGCUCUUGAGCAUGAAGCAUGGAUUAUUACUGUUCCAGAAAAGUAUGCCUUACAUUACCCCCUCGGUGGAUUUCAGAGGAUUCGAGGUGACAUGAAGUGGGUACCAAAUCCAAAGUUGCACACAAAAGCUGGGAGCCUUCAUGUGCCAUUGGCACUCCUGACCUAAUAAACUAUUUUCCUCUCAAGCAGGUCGCUGUGUGCGUGUGCGCGUGUGUGUUGAGUGCGUGUGUGUGCAAUUCCACAACUAGUGCCAUGUGACAAAAACGCAUCAGGUAUUAAUUUUUUUCCCCUUGAAGCAAUUGUGUUCCAGCCUGCUUUUAACUUUUAGACUGCUUCCAAAAGAAUAGGGGACGGGGGAGCCAAUUUGUUUUGUUUUUGCCAACUCAAGCAUGUGUCAUAAGCAGUCAAUAUACCAGGUGUAUCAUGAUAAAUUUUUGAAUGCUAGAUUUUAGAUUGUAUUAACAUAAAAAAAAGAGACAGGAAAAGAUGGAUCAUUUUAGCUUGCCAGUUCAAAAUUAAAAAUAAAAUAAAAUAAAAAUAAAGCAUGCACUUUGUAAAACUGGUAUGCAUUAUAAAAAAAACACAAGAAAAACUAGCAAUGGAAUUAAUAAUCAAAAGCAAAUAAUAUCAUUGAUUUAACUACAUUUACUUUCACCAUUUGCUACUGUUCCAACAAUUUGUUGUGCAAGUAGAAUUUUUUAAGAGAAAUUGGGGAAAUUGUUGGAACUAUAGAGUUUCUUUUUGUUACUUUGGUCUAAUUUAUAAAAUUUAUUAUUAUUAUGAAGGCGAUUAUUUUAUUUUAUUUUUUUGUGCAGCAACUACCUGCAUGAAUAGGAAUUAUAUUUUUUGAAAUGCUUGGAUGAGGAUGGGUAUAAAUAGGCGGAUGUAUAUUUUUUUCCUAUAUAAUAGUGACAAGGCAUUCCUUGUUUUAAAUAAAUAAAAAAAUAAUGA
Messenger RNA from Chelonia mydas (Green sea turtle), 2016 nucleotides. RefSeq names its product potassium two pore domain channel subfamily K member 9 (gene KCNK9). The transcript is spliced from 2 exons. The record is from RefSeq and is a predicted model, not a curated record. Gene Ontology annotation, cellular component: membrane. Gene Ontology annotation, molecular function: potassium ion leak channel activity. Lineage: Eukaryota; Metazoa; Chordata; Testudines; Cheloniidae. Bases 158 to 952 code for a protein of 264 amino acids. Gene Ontology annotation, biological process: stabilization of membrane potential; potassium ion transmembrane transport.